GUGAUUUGGGGUGUCGAGCCAGCCCGACGAGAGGUGGAUGAGCAGGCCAUGAGCACGCGCAAGAUGGCGGGCAAGGAUAAGGCCACCAUAGCCAAGGAGGCCCAAGAGGAAGCCAGCAACAAGCAGGCGGCGGCCGAGGCGGCCGCCAAGGAGGCGACCAAGUUGGAGGCCGCGGCCAAGGAGGCCGCCAAGGAUGCCACUACCAAGGAAGCCGCGGCCAAGGAGGCCACGAAGCAAGCGGCCGAGAAGGAAGCGGCCGCCAAGGCAGCGGCCAAGGAGGCGGCCAGCAAGGAGGCGGCGGCCAAGGAGGCCACCAAGGCGGCCACCAGUAAGGACGCGGCCGCCAAGAAAGCGGCCAAGGAGGCGCAGUCCAAGGAGGCGUCCGCCAAGGAGGCGGCGGCACGGGCAGAGAAGGCCAAGGAGGCAGCUGAGAAGGAGGCGGCCGAGAAAGAUGCGUGAAGAAACC
Molecule: messenger RNA, 466 nt
Organism: Cladocopium goreaui
Lineage: Eukaryota; Dinophyceae; Suessiales; Symbiodiniaceae
Source: the annotation of a GenBank genome assembly